AGAGGAGGGAGGAGAGGAACAACUGAGCAGCCAAAGAAAAGACACCUGAGAGAAGAUAGAAAACUGAGAAAGUCAUCACCUGAAAUUGGGAAUUAGAAAAGGUUUAAAGGAUAAUUGUGUAAAAAGAGGAGAAACAGGACAGAAGGAAGAAAAGGUUUAAGAGUGAAGAAGCGUUUCAAGCAUGUUCCUCCUUCUCUCACUCUGCAUGUUUGGUGUUCUGCUGCGAGGUGAAGCGCAGAACCGAGCCUCUCUGUGGAAAGACAACGACAGAAGAGGACGAUGCCAGUACACCUUCACUGUGCCCAGCCCCGCAGAGGCCAGCUGCCCACAGGUCUCGGGUCCGGAGGUGGAGGGUCUGAAGGCGAGGCUCACCAUGCUGGAGGUGCUGGUGUCCCGGCUGAGCGGAGGGGAGGCUCAGCUCCCAGGGGGUCCCCAGGGGGCCGGAGCUACAGCUCAGGCUGAGCUUCAGGAGGCACUGAACCAGGCGGAGGGAGAGAGGAACCUGCUGCGGGGGGAGAAGGAGCGUCUGGAGAGGGAGCUGGAGGAGCUUCAGCGCAGGAUGGAGGAGAUGAGGAGGGAGACAGAGAGGCUGAGGAACAGACCCUGUCCUCCCCAGAACCCGGUGGUCCCACCCAGCCAACCUCUGCUGGACCGGAGCCCAAAGAGACCCACUGGUGGCUCCAGUCCGAUGUCUCACCUGAUGACCAGGCCCAACAGGCAGGGAGACAGCAGCAGCCUGAGAGAUUCAGCCUGGCAGUAUGGAACUCCGGGCUUUCAGGAGCUGAAGGCAGAAGUGACGGAGGUGCCGGCUCCAGACGGCAAUGACGACGGCACAGGUUGUGGGGUGUUGGUUUCAGUCCUUGAGCCAAUCACUCACAGGAAGGCUGACAACAUCGCUGGUAAAUAUGGUAUUUGGAUGCAGGACCCUGAGGCUGUUUCUCCUUAUGGACCCAACAUGGUGUGGCGUAUCGAUGCCAUUGGCACUGAGGUCAGGCAGCUGUUUGGGUAUGAGGACAUGGAGCAGCUCGCUAAAGGCUUUCCAUCCAAGGUGCUGCUGCUGCCAGAGCUAGUUGAGAGCACUGGUGCCGCUUUGUUCCGAGGCUCCCUGUAUUAUCAGAGACGUCGCAGCCGCACCCUCAUCCGCUAUGACCUGGCCUCGGAGACCAUCGCAGCCCGUCGUGAUCUUCCCCACGCCGGCUUCCAUGGCCAGUUCCCCUACUCCUGGGGAGGCUACACAGACAUCGACCUGGCCGUAGACCAGAAGGGGCUGUGGGCCGUCUACUCCACCAGCAAGGCCAAAGGAGCUAUCGUGAUCUCACAACUCGACCCGCACAGUCUGGAGGUGAAGAAGAGCUGGGAGACCAACAUCAGGAAGAACUCUGUGGCCAACUCCUUCAUGAUCUGUGGCAGGCUGUACACCGUGGCCAGCUACGCCGCUCCUGAAACCAUCAUCAACCACAUGUAUGACACCGAAACCAGCCAGGGGAAGGCCAUGGCCAUACCCUUCAGGAACAAGUACGGCUACAACAGCAUGAUUGACUAUAACGUGGCUCAGAGGAAGCUGUUUGCCUGGGACAACUUCCACAUAGUGUCCUAUGACCUCAGGCUGGGUCGCCAGCAGGCCAACUGAGGCCAACAUGAGUGACUGUUGAAAAGUGACCUUUGCUCACCUGUUCCUGCUUCAAAGACUCACAGCUUUAGAGCUUUACAUGAGUGGCCACAGCAGUUUUAAAGCCAACACCAUCAGCGCGUACAUGUAGAAGAGCCCAACUACCAAACUGAAGACAUUUGAGGAACAGUGUCCCCAACAGGUCUGCUUUUCUUUCUUUCUCAGUGGGAGGGCUUUUUGCUGUGGCGUGAUCCACAAACGUGUUUUUAGAGGAAUUAUUUUUGUACCGCCUUUAAUCCAGAUGUAUGAUUUUGUUGUUUUCUUGUUAAGCUAUAUAUAUAUUUGAAGUCUGAAAAACAUGAAGCAUAGUUCAAUUUUACUAGCUAAGUGGGAUAAUCAAUGCAUACAACUGACAACUCCUGUGGUACGACAUGCCUCAAAAUGUUUCACCAGUCAACACCUUCUAUCGAAUAAACUGCUCUCUCACUUAGCAUGUAUUGAAUAUUGCAUGUUCUUGUACACUGUAGUCAACAUAAUGUUCAAAACCGUCAUAAAAUAAACUUAAAAAUCCUAAACUACAA
This is a messenger RNA of Stegastes partitus (bicolor damselfish), 2190 nucleotides long. It is a transcript of the gene myoc, whose product is annotated as myocilin. Gene Ontology annotation, biological process: osteoblast differentiation; signal transduction. The transcript is spliced from 5 exons. Gene Ontology annotation, cellular component: Golgi apparatus. The record is from RefSeq and is a predicted model, not a curated record. NCBI's taxonomy places the organism in Eukaryota, Metazoa, Chordata, Actinopteri, Pomacentridae. Bases 182 to 1630 code for a protein of 482 amino acids.